CAUUAAUUCAUUAUUAUCCCUGGGCAUUGUGGCCGUGGUCCGCACGUACAUGCUUGACCUUUCCAUUCUCACCAGCUACAUACUCCGUAUAUAAAUGUUCCCAUAUUAUUAUGUAUACUUGAUGCAUACAAAAUAUGUUUUCAGGUUAACCCACUUCUAAGUUAAUUUAUCUCCUGAUCUCCACAUUAUUGUUAAUUGUUAUUAAUUCUUUCAAUUAAGAUAUUAAUAACUAGCUUAAUGGGGGAUUUGCGAAAAGGCCGAAGCGUGGAGGAAGCAAAAAGAGAGCUAGAAGAGCUGUAUGUGGGCGUUCCAGAUGAAUCUGUCAACCUUAGCUUCAACCACCUUCUUGUUGCGGCGACAAAGGAGGAAGAGCGGCCGCAACAAGACGUGGUGGAGGUUGCACCGACGCGGCGGCCACCCUAUACUGCGGUGGAAAACGGCGGGGUUGUUAUGAAAAAGUCGGUGUCGUGCAAAAGCAGCUUCCGGCCGGGGACUCCUCAUACAAAUAGCUGCACUCUUUGUAGAACCUAUAUCUACUUUUUCCGGCACCGCUGUUUGGUACAUAAAUAUUGCUGGGCAGUUUGGGUUUUGCUGCAUGGGCUACCCAAGCACAGUGAAGCAACAAGAGCUUAAGUGGGCCGAAAUAGGGCCGAGUAUGGCACAAAUAGAUUAAUCCAACCAUUCCAGUGGGGGAGUACAUGAAAUGAAUUCCGAAUAAAAAGCUACAGAACUAAUGAAGACAAUUGUUGUAGGAUUAAAUUAAAUUGUAAUUACAAUGUGUUUUACAAUAUAUGAAUGUACAAAAUUGUUAGAGUCAUUGAGUUCAAAUAUACAUUUGCACAGCCUAUUAAUUAGUUAAACUACCACACGAACUUUAUUUACUUUUAUGAAGUCC
Molecule: messenger RNA, 895 nt
Organism: Cuscuta europaea
Lineage: Eukaryota; Viridiplantae; Streptophyta; Magnoliopsida; Solanales; Convolvulaceae
Source: the annotation of a GenBank genome assembly